CCAAAAAUACGUAAUUAACUUUUCGGAAGUCUUCACGUUUUAUUAUUUCCAAGGUGAAGGUUACCGAAGACUCUCUCCCAAGAUGCUGUCGACAACUCGAAUCCAGGGAAUCCUGACUGCUGCCUGCAGAUCUCAUUCCGCUCGGAAUGUGGCUCGGGCACUAUGGACAGGGAGGGAAUCCAUUGGAGAGGAUGACCCGGACAUGAUGGCCAUCAUAAAGAAGGAGAAGGCCAGGCAAGUCAGUGGUCUGGAGCUGAUCGCAUCAGAGAACUUUGCCAGUCGAGCUGUAAUGGAAGCCCUUGGUUCCUGCCUCACAAACAAGUACUCCGAAGGAUAUGCAGGAGCUCGGUACUACGGUGGUAAUCAGUUCAUCGAUGAGGUCGAGAGACUUUGUCAGAAGAGGGCACUUGAAUUAUUCAAGCUGGAUCCAGAACAAUGGGGUGUCAAUGUCCAGCCGUACUCUGGUAGUCCGGCCAAUUUUGAGGUGUUCACUGGAGUUUUGAAACCCCACGACCGUAUUAUGGGGCUGGAUCUGCCCGAUGGUGGACAUUUAACUCACGGUUUCCAGACCGACACAAAACGAAUCUCAGCAACCUCUAUCUACUUUGAGUCAAUGCCUUACAGAAUCAACCCUCAGACCGGUUAUAUUGACUACGAGAAAAUGAGAGAGACUGCAAAACUGUUCCGCCCCAAACUGAUCGUAGCCGGAACUACCGCCUAUUCAAGACUGCUCAACUAUCAGGCAUACCGAGAGAUUUGUGAUGAAGUGAAUGCAAUCAUGAUGGCAGACAUGGCCCACAUUUCUGGUCUGGUAGCAGCACACAUCAUUCCAAGUCCAUUUGAUUAUGCUGAUAUAGUGACAUCUACUACUCAUAAAACACUACGAGGGCCCAGAUCCGGAAUCAUUUUCUACCGUAAGGGUGUGAAGGGUGUUGAUAAGGGAAAUGAAAUUAAAUACGACCUGGAAAAGAAGAUCAACAAUGCUGUGUUCCCGUCUCUCCAAGGAGGGCCACAUCAACACCAAAUCGCUGCAGUAGCUGUGGCUCUCAGACAGGCACAGAGUCCAGAAUUCAAAGAUUAUCAGCUGCAAGUUGUCCGUAACGCACAAACAAUGGCCGAUGCCUUGAUCAAGAAGGGAUAUGAUGUCUUAACUGGUGGGACAGACAACCACUUGAUACUGCUUGACUUGAAACCAAACGGCACGGAUGGUACACGUGUUGAGAGAAUCCUGGAAUUGUGUGAGAUUUCGGUCAACAAGAAUACAACAGCCGGUGACAAGAGUCCAUUCACCCCCGGUGGCCUUAGAAUAGGAACUCCCGCCAUGACUUCAAGAGGAAUGAAGGAAGCCGACUUUGAAAAAGUGGUGGAUUUAAUAGACCGUGGUGUACAGAUAGCCAUAAGUGCUCAGAAAAACACAAAAACAAUUAAGGAAUUCAAGGCAUUUGUGGAUUCUGAUGCUGAUACCCAAUCACAAAUAGCUGCUCUCCGUGAUGAAGUGGAAAAUUUUGCUAGGAGUUUCUCCAUGCCAGGAUUGGAGGAGCGAUAGACAGACAUUUAGGCAUUUUCACUAUUCAUAUCACUGCGGGAAAAAAAUCUUGUUCAUUCGGACAUUUUCCUCUAGAUCUGAUACAUAAGGUUUUUGGUCUUCACAUUUCAUGACACAAAGUUCUGAGCAUAUUCUAUUUACAUAUGUCACCACAAUUUAAGCUGCUUUUAUUAAACUAAUAAUGAUUUAAAAUCCCUUUAUACCCCUGUAUACUAAUAAAGUGUACAGCAAUUGCAUUCUAAUCAUUGUCAGCUCUGCAUUGUUUUUUAAAUCGUAAAAAAUUUGCUGCCUACAUCCAAUUUAAAUGAAGUGACAAAUUUCUAUAAAGUUUGCUUUCUUUAUAUUUUGACUCAGCAACUUUUAUUUAAGGACGAGGUAGCCUCUAGGUGUUUUAGGACAUUUCUGACAUUAAAUAUGAAAAGCACAGUAGUGCCACCAACUGCAAAAACAGUUAUGUAAUGUCAGCAAAUGAGCUUGGCAUUGUAGAAAUUAUACUUUUUUUAAACGAGUUGUGUAAACAUGUUAUAUAUUAGCUAACUGGUCAUGUGCAAUUUUGGUAAAAUUAGACGUAGUCACAAGGUGAAAUGUAACGGUUGGUUUCUACGCGAGAACUACAGAAUAUCAUCUCUGAGCAACAAAUGAAGGAGUGAUUUUAUAAAAUAAACAUACCACGUAGUGUCUGAAUAAGCUAACAGGUCUAUGGUCUAAAUAAAUAAAGAUGUUUUUACAUAUUGAGAUUUUUAUAUAUGAGAUUGUUUUAGAUUUGUUUCACAAAGUAACAAUAUUUUUUAUCUUGAAUAGUCAAUCUUACUAGGUGUGUAGUUUGUACAUUGUCAUUGACUCGAUCUCCACAUACUGAAAUCUAAUCUGCUAACAUGAAAACAUUACUGGUAAUAAUUCUUAUCCUAUGGAUUCAAUUUUACAUUAAACAUUGCUACAAGUAGUCUUCUGGUCAAGAUUAUUGAGAAAGGUACAUGGUAGAAUGCAGAUAGUGUUAGGUUUAAUGAUUGAUAAAACUGCAGCUGAUGCCCGUGAUGUAAAUGCUUUGCUAGUGUUCAUUUUUGUUUGGAAAGUAUGUGAACGUUUAUCCUUUAUCUUUGAAAGGAAAUAAAUAAAUUAUUGAUAUUUAGCGGGCAACCUUUUAGUGAUAUAUUAAAGAUCUCUAUAUGGUGAAACGGGAUUUUUUUUUUUAAUUUGAAGUUUUAAUUUCUUAUUUUACCCCUGCUUUAUUGUAUAUUUAUGUGUACAAUUUUUUAGUUGGGGCCAUUUUGAACUCUUAUUCACAGUGCCAUUUUAUCUUGUGAUCUGAGCCAAUAUUUCAUUCAGCUUUGGAGUCUAUAUUACUCUCAAAGAAGAAAUUAAUUUUAGCGAUUUGGAAGCCUUGGUUACUUGGUGUAUUGAUUUGAGGUGAUUUUUUGUAUUAUAUCUUAAAUAUGUUCAAAAUAGGCAAUUUUCUUUUCAGUAUUUAUGGACCUGUCAAAUUUUUACAAUUUAGAAAAACAAGUUUUAAAUUUUUCAUUGAAAUUUUUUUUCAUAAAUUUGUGAAAUUAUUCCUCUCAAAAAACAACAUAUUUCAAUAUUAAAAAAUGGUCCUCCUUGUUUAAGAUUUUUUUUCUCAAUAAGAAAAUGUGUUGAAGUCGUUAAUAUGUACGAGUUGUGAAUUACUGGUAUAUUUUACAUGUGUUUGACAGAUUAUACUUAGUUGUGUCAUGUUGAAAGGUCAUGUUAACAGUACUCUGCUUUGGUGAUUAGAUCUGAGGAAAAGAUUUUUUAUUUGAAUCUUUUUCAGCUUAUAUACGGUAUAUCACAAAUUUAUACAUUACUUUUUAUUUUAUUUUCCCACAAUGGUGUUGAACUUAUCAUCGAAUUACAAUUAUCUGUAGAGAGUUUAAAAACAUCUUAUUAAAAUAUAUUGAAAAUUU
Molecule: messenger RNA, 3468 nt
Organism: Pecten maximus
Lineage: Eukaryota; Metazoa; Mollusca; Bivalvia; Pectinida; Pectinidae
Product: serine hydroxymethyltransferase, mitochondrial-like
Biological process (GO): folic acid metabolic process; protein homotetramerization; L-serine catabolic process
Cellular component (GO): nucleus; cytoplasm; cytosol
Molecular function (GO): glycine hydroxymethyltransferase activity; mRNA 5'-UTR binding; protein homodimerization activity
Source: RefSeq, a predicted model, not a curated record